Molecule: messenger RNA, 2456 nt
Organism: Macrobrachium nipponense
Lineage: Eukaryota; Metazoa; Arthropoda; Malacostraca; Decapoda; Palaemonidae
Product: acid sphingomyelinase-like phosphodiesterase 3b
Exons: 13
Coding region: 641-2050 (469 amino acids)
Biological process (GO): sphingomyelin catabolic process
Molecular function (GO): sphingomyelin phosphodiesterase activity
Source: RefSeq, a predicted model, not a curated record
UCGCGGUACUGUUGUGUCUUGUGUUGAGUUGCACAUGCCCAUGAAGCUGUUCACAGUUACUUUGUUUGAAACUAGCUUCACUCUUUUUGUUUGCUUGGUUUUCGGAUGAGGUUUGCGAUAUUGUCCUCAUAGUGAUCAUGCCUUUCUCUUAGGUUGAAAGAUCAUAUGGUAAUUAUGAUGAAACUGGCGGCAUCCGGUCUGACAAGAUAUUUCCCGGCCGUCUACAGGUGUUAUCAAGUAAUCACAGCGGACGAUUAGUAGUGAGCAGAUAAUAGAGCCGACGAUUACAGCACCCACCGUUCGAUAUCAACACUCAAAUACGAUAAUUAAUUACAACGUACGACAACAUCGCUUUGGAUACGAUAACAUAACUCAACGUACGAUGUCUGUAACCCUGUGAUAAUGGUCAAUUUCGUCAUAACCAUGAAUUUUAAAUCUACCGAGGACUAAAAAAAUGAUUUGAUAUGUCAUUUUGAUAAUGAAGACCGAUAAGAGCGCAAUUUGAAGUAUUGACACUUAAGUAUUCUCGCCCGUAAAAACUGCACAUUAAAUCUGUCCUCUGCCGCGUCAAGGGUUCGUUCUGUGUAUCCUAAAGACAACUAAAAGGAAACUUUAAAAAAAAGGGCUCACUUGAGGCAUCAUGAAAGCUGUACUGCUGAUAAUCUUCACUGCCCUGAUCUGCUCUAGUGAAGCCCGCAUUGGAACAUUCUGGCAUGUAACGGAUUUCCACUUGGACGUCAAUUACACGACAGACGGAGACACGGCUUCAAUGUGCUGGAAGAGCAAAUCGCGAGCUCGGAAUAGGCGGCCGGGGCCUUACGGGGACUAUCUCUGUGACGCUCCAAUACAGCUGGUUCUGUCAGCCGUGGAUGCUAUGCGCAAAAUACACUCGAAUCCGGAUUUCGUUAUGUGGACUGGAGACGACACAGCGCACGUGGAGGACAAGUAUUUCUCAACUGGUACCGUAGUCGAAAUCGUGAAAACGCUGACAGACAUUCUUAACGAUACUUUCCCCAACGUUCCUGUUCUACCAGUGCUUGGCAACCACGAUUACCAUCCAAAAAACCAGCUGCCCCCAGGACAGAGCCCGCUUCAGGGACAAGUAGCCCAAUUAUGGAAGCGUUGGUUAGACCGUUUGGAUCCUGACAAGGCCUUUAGGUCCUUCAACUCAAGUGGUCGCUAUGUGGCGGACAUUAAAGGAUCCAAAGUAUCGGUCAUGGCCCUAAAUACAUUAAUUUGGUACAAAAGUAAUAACUCCACGGCCCUUAACGAGACGGCAGACGACCCUGAUCGCCAGUUUGCAUGGGCCGAUGAACAGCUGACGACCUUGGCUAAGAAUGGCAGGAAGGUGUACCUCAUGGGCCACAUCCCCCCUGGCAACUUCGAGCGAUACCAGCAGAAGAUAGAAGGGUUCCACUGGUACCAGGAGAGGUAUAACCAGCGGUUCAUUAAGUUAAUACAAGAUCAUUACGAAGUUAUCGAGGCUCAGUUCUUCGCCCACCACCACACUGAUUCUUUCAGGUUGUUCUUCAAGGACGACAGGAGAGAUGACAAGGCGCAGGCGAUCAGUUACCAGUUGCUGGCACCUGGCGUCACACCCUGGAAGUCGACUCUUUCUGAAGAGACGGGUGCCAACAAUCCUGGCAUAAGGCUGGUCUCCUAUGAUACCGAAACUGGGAAGCUUAAGGAAGUAACGACCUAUUACUUGGACCUCCGAGCAGCCAACGAAGACGAACCAGAGUGGAAGUUCGAGUACAACUUCACGACCUAUUAUAGCUUGAAGAAUAUCUCUGCCUCCUCGCUCUUUGACCUCAAUAGCAGGAUGACGAACGACCGUAAGCUGUUCGAUCGAUACUACGUGGCCAACACAGUGAAAUACGAGGAUGCAUCAGUAUGUAGCCCCAACUGCCAAAAACUGCACAGGUGCUCUAUCACAGAAGUAGAUUACGGGAGGUUCCGCGCCUGCAACGCCGCGUCCAAACUCGUCCCUUGGUCUCUCUUCUUCUCUUUGAUUGUGGUAGGCUUUCAGUGUCUCUGGUCGCUCCGUUAGUCGUCGAGCCACAGAAUAUGAAAUUUUGCUCUGAAUGGUUACUGAUAGGAUCCGUUUAUAAUCCUUGGUGUAAGGUUUUAUCCAACAGACCUUGUGUAUUUAACUGAGAUAUUGAUGAAAAUGCCACACAAGUGAUUCUCAAUGACUUGAGCAGUUUUGCAGACGGUAUGUUGUAGAAUCAAACAACUGUUACAAUUGUUUACAUGAAGACUUUUUCGAUUUCAUCAGUCUAGUUAUAAUAUAUUCUUGAGAAAGUGUGUUGAUUAUCAAUCAUGAAAGUACACUACUUCUAAAUUUCUUCUUGGAAUGCGUGCGUGAGAUAAAUAAGUUCCAGUAAAUAAUAAAGGGUGUAACACUAAGCAUGUUUCAUAGAGCACUGGAGUCAAUAAAAGUAUAUCUAAAGUUU